This is a messenger RNA of Pseudoliparis swirei, 1479 nucleotides long. It is a transcript of the gene rnf168, whose product is annotated as ring finger protein 168. Gene Ontology annotation, molecular function: ubiquitin-protein transferase activity; nucleosome binding. The record is from RefSeq and is a predicted model, not a curated record. Gene Ontology annotation, cellular component: nucleus; site of double-strand break. Gene Ontology annotation, biological process: double-strand break repair. NCBI's taxonomy places the organism in Eukaryota, Metazoa, Chordata, Actinopteri, Perciformes, Liparidae. Bases 196 to 1347 code for a protein of 383 amino acids. The transcript has 8 exons.
AGCCAGCACACAGACUGUGCGCAUGCGCUCUGUGCCAAAAGACGCGGCUCUUCGGUGUCUUCACGUCGGUUCCCGGUAGUUCCGGUUACCGCUAACCCUAACUCGAGUUAGCUGGAUCCUUCCCGUGCGAACAGUUAGCGCUAACGCGUUAGCAUCAACUUGAGUGUUACAGUCUCCUGACUCCUCCCCCUGAGGAUGAGGGAGGUGAAGGUGUCCGACGGAAGGAGAGAAGGAGUUCUGUCUCUGGACGACUGUCGAUGUCCCGUGUGUCUGGAGAUGUUCCUGGAGCCGGUGACCCUGCCCUGCACACACACCUUCUGCAAGGCCUGCUUCCUGGAGUCCGUGGACAAAGCCACGCUGUGCUGCCCGCUGUGCAGGAGGAGGGUUUCUACGUGGGCUCGCCUGAACAGCAGGAACCGGACUCUGGUGGACCAGCAGCUGUGGGACCAGAUCCAGACCCGCUUCCCUCUGCAGUGUCAGCGCCGCCUCACCGGGGAGGACGAGCCCGGAGGUACCGCACGCAGUGUGUGCUCUCCGAGAGUGAGUCCGCCUGGAGAGCUGAAGCAGGAAUACGAGGCCCAGGUCUCCAAGCUGACGGAGGAGAAGCGAGUCCUGGACCAGGAGGAGAGCCGGGCCAGUGACGACUACAUCCACAGACUGCUGGCUGAGGAGGAGGAGCUGCAGCGGGAGGAGACGAGGAGGCGCCAAGACGAUGAGAGACUGGCCCGACAGCUCAGCAGCCAGCUGAACCCGGUCCCGGUCUCUCAGGGUCCUGCUGCCGUCAUUCCAGCCAUGAAAAAGAAGAAAGGGGUCAGCGGAGGACAGAUGGAGAAGUUCCUGAGCCCUCUUCCCUCUAGCAGCUUCCUGGCCAACAAGGAGAACAUCCUCCCCCCCCCACAGACAGCCGGACCACCUCCUGCGGCGGCCUCGCCGGAGCUCCAGACUCCCAGGAGUCACAUGACUGGAGAAGGGUCGGAGCCGGAGACGUCGGAGGAAGGGAAGGUCACCGAACGAGGCUGUGGCGCCUCCCCCUCUCUGGAGGUGGGGGGGCCGGCCUCGUUUGGGUUUGCUGAAUUGGAGGCGGAGCUUGUGAGCAGACAGCAGCAGGAAGAGGAGGACCGGCGGCUAGCUUUACUUCUGCAGAAGGAGCUGUACCAGCAGGAGAAGCACAGAGCCACUGACCGGCGGAGAGGCUCUUCUGACCCGUAUCUGCUCCGCCCACGGGAGGACAGCAGACCCCCCACCAAGAGGUCCAAGCCCUCCUCCAACAGAAGACAAGCCACUCUGCCUGAGGUCCUAGAGGCCCCUUCUGACUCAUCACCUCGGACUGCAACACUUUUAGAAUAAAUUAAACAGACGCUUCAUUUGAUGUUUGGAAAUGAUUAUGUUUCAAAUGUUGUUUUUUCUCUAAAAUCCUGUGAAAAAUAAGUUUGUUUGAAACUUUUUGUUUUCUCAGAUUAAAGUUAAAUUAGAUUAUAA